UUCAAGUAGGUGACGCGGGGCAGGUGGACGGGGUGUCGGUAGCUUUAGUGGAUACAGCACAUGUGUUGCGGGUGCUGCGGGUACGCGGUCGAGGAGUCUGCUUUUGCCCUGUGAGAGCCCUAGUCAAGUGGGUGUGUCCCCCUAGCCAGCACUGUCUGCAGGUGUGCACCGAUGCGUCGAGGAGUCGAGUCGAGUCUACCGACGACAGGUAGUAGGGCGAUGGCUGGCAUGCAGGAGCCCGAGAGGACGGAGAGUAUGCGCGUGCGACCUGGAACUGCCUUUACUUUUGUUCCCACUAUCGCCCUAGCUCUAGCUGCAACUUCAAGUUUAUUCGAGUAUCGUGGUCGAGGACGGGAAGAAAGUCAAGCGAGGGCCUGGGCGACAGUCAGCAACGAGUUGCGGAACGUGAAAGGGGCCGGCGCUAUAGGCGACUGUUGUACAACAUUGAAGCGCGGCCACGACACUGGAACAAAGAGGGAGGGUUGUUCAAGGCUUUACUUACCCAUGCGCAGGCCGCCGACACGGCGAGGUUGUCUGAAGCCGGAGAGAGGGACAAAGACCAGGCAGACACAGUGUGCGGUACAAAGGUGCUGGGCGCGGAUGGGCAGCGGAGACCAAUUCAAUAGAUCGUGGGACCGAGUGUGGAGCUAUUUGUGGCUCAUCAGCGGCGUGCGUUCCUGACUAUACUAUGGUAGUCUUAGUCGCCCGUUACAAGAGCGAGGGCCGUUGUAGGGUAGUAGUAGUGAAUGCGGCCGACGGUUUGCGCACUACACGAUUACGCGCUGCCG
Cucurbitaria berberidis CBS 394.84 is the source of this 788-nucleotide messenger RNA. RefSeq lists its product as uncharacterized. Bases 172 to 681 code for a protein of 169 amino acids. NCBI's taxonomy places the organism in Eukaryota, Fungi, Ascomycota, Dothideomycetes, Pleosporales, Cucurbitariaceae. The record is from RefSeq and is a predicted model, not a curated record. The transcript is spliced from 2 exons.